AUGCAUCGAAUCUUAUUAGAUCUUAUUCCAUUUAAUCAAACCCAUACUGCUAUAAACCAAAGUGAAACGAUUAUUGAACUUCUAAAAGAAAUGACUAUUGGUCAUAAAAUUUUAGGAAUCAUGACAGACAAUGCCUCAAAUAUGAUUGCGAUGGGGCGUAUUCUUAAAGAUAAAAUAAAUGACAAGUUUAAUAAUCAAAAUCUACAACAUUUUUGUUGUGGUGCACAUGUUCUUAAUAUUAUCGUUGAAGAGGGAAUUAAAUUAAUCAGUAAAGAAAUUUCCAAAGCACGGGAGUUCUCUAUAAAGCUUUGA
Messenger RNA from Cetraspora pellucida, 312 nucleotides. The record is from the annotation of a GenBank genome assembly. NCBI's taxonomy places the organism in Eukaryota, Fungi, Glomeromycota, Glomeromycetes, Diversisporales, Gigasporaceae.